Molecule: messenger RNA, 1507 nt
Organism: Acanthopagrus latus (yellowfin seabream)
Lineage: Eukaryota; Metazoa; Chordata; Actinopteri; Spariformes; Sparidae
Exons: 6
Coding region: 391-1059 (222 amino acids)
Cellular component (GO): membrane
Source: RefSeq, a predicted model, not a curated record
AGGCAGGAGUAGGGGCGGAGGUUGUUCUUGACAGCCUGAAAGUCCAAAUUCUGGGCAACAAAUCCCCCGCACCUGCCGCCGGUCAGCCAGGUUAAUGGAUAAACUUCCUACCUGCUGAAUCAACACUGAAGCCAGCCUGCCGACCGGAAGAUACGCACUGCUGGGUAGAAAUACUGAAAGUGUGUCUUGCUGUGAUGAAAACAAGCAUGUGUUAGAAUGAACACAUUCUGACCGCUUGUUGUGACCACGGUGACUCAUGUCUUUGACACACAAAGCCCACAAACCGACACCGAGCAUCAAGUUUGAAGUUUCACCCACCUGCUAAACUUAACCUCUGAUCGCGGAGAGAUACUGACCGGUAACAGCGACUUCCUAGCGGAUUAGUAGGAGAUGGACCGAUACCGGUACUUCAUUUUCAACCAGAAGAGCGUUCUCGUCCUCGGGAUCCUCCAGCUCGCCUGUACGGGUCUUUGUGUGGUGUGUGGGUUCAUGGACGCGGUUUUUCGCAAGGAUACCCCGCUGAGUACCACCAGGACGCCGGUGUGGGGAGGACUGAUCAUGGCCUCUCCAGGUGUUCUGGCGCUGUUUGCCUCCCAGAGGAAAAACUCAAUACUGGUGAGUGUGAUGGUGGUAGCAGCAGGACUCUCCUGUGCAGCUGCAGUGCUUAUAUCCAGUUACUCCUGCCUGACACUCACCUAUGGAGAGGAGGACAAGGAAGUCUUCCACCACCACGACAGUCCUCAAGUGACGUUCGUGCUCCAUCGGAUGGUGAAGGGGGCUAAUGCCACCAUACUGCUGACCUGCACCAUCAGCCUGGCUCUCUCAUCUGUCAUCGCCUAUGUGGGCUGCCGUAGUCUUCCAUGCUGUGGCUGCUAUGAUGCCAGAACAGGAUUGGAAACACUGGUUCCUCAGUGUGACCCCGGAGAUACUGAAAUGGUUUGUACUUGGCAAGGAGGUGAUGACAGGCUCUUCAACUCUCCAGCUCAGUCCACUGACAGGGGCACCACUGAGGAAGAGAAGGCUCCCUCCGAACUGCCUCCAUAUAGUAGACUGACCUGACACACCUUUUCAUUACAGACUGGUCCUCCACAUUCCUGUUUGUUUCUCCACUCUAGAGAGGUGGGGGAUUAUUAUGGAUUAUAUUUCCUUCAAGUUUGCUUACACAUUUUUUUUAUUUGGAUAAAUGGAGAGAAGAAAUCUCAAGACUAAACUGAGGCUCAAGAUAUCAAAUCAGAAAGUUGUAUACAGUUGUUUUAGUAAGAGAUUAGUUGUUUUUGCUGUUGAUCAGACCAAGCACUUUGGACUGUGGCAGUGUCUAAAUAGCUAUUUGACCGAAGAUUUGUUGCCAAACUUUGUUGAAGUUCAAUAUCUCUGUACAUGUCACAUGUGUAGACUGACAUGCCUUAUUCCUUGUGUGCUGUGUUAAUGUGAGUUAUGCUCUCAGUAUAUAAAUUCUAAAGUGUUCUACUUGUAUUUAAUAAAGAAAACCUGACUGAGUUGUUCGAAC